UUAUCGGUUUUGCAGUCUCCUCAUAGCCACAUCCCGUACGGAACAGAUGGGUCUGGGUUCUACUCAGAUAACACCAUUGGAUGUUAUAACGUAAUCUUAGAGUCCGCGCCUCUAGUACUAGAGAGUGUCAGAUCAGUUUUAGUGAGGCCUAGGUCGGCUUUCACAAUUGCAGACUACGGAUGUGCAGACGGGGGUACCUCUAUGCCAUUGCUUUACGCAUGCGUGAAAGAAUUACGAAAAAUUCAUGGUGACGAUUUGCCCAUUCAAGUGAUUUACGAGGAUCAGCCCGUCAAUGAUUUCAAAUCCUUGUUCCUUCGUCUGCAAGGUUAGUCUUUGAAAAUUUGAAGCUUUUCUUCGAUCCGCGGAUGGGUUUAGUCAGUGCUUGAGUCUUCUGUGGCAGUUGACUCGCCCCUCAUACUCUCCUUCGCUCCAGCGAUAAGAAGGCCUGCUCUGCGGGCUUUAGAAUGAAGAACCAGUACAUCGCGGUCCAUAAUUCUCUUAUCUCUUCUUUGCAGGUCUAAUACCAGGCCCAAAAAGCUACGUCUCAGAUUUCUCCAAUGUAUUCGUCACAGCGUGCGGCACAAGCUUCUACAGUCAAUGUCUUCCUCCUGAGUCUCUAAAUUUGAUAUUUUCAUCCACUGCCAUGCACUGGCUCCGUGAAAAACCUUGCAAUGUGACAGGGGCGUUACAUCACACUAUGAUCACCCUUCCGGAGGAGGCUGAGAAAUUUAGGAAUCAAGCCGCAAAGGACUGGGAAACUUUGCUACUGGCGAGAGCGAAAGAACUAGCACCAAGUAUGAUUAUGGUGUCAUACUGAUAGGGAAUCACGCAACAUCAUUUUUGAUUCGUGUUAAAGGCGCUCUGUGACCCUAACUGAAUGUCAACUUUCAUAAGUGUCAAGGAUACUAUUCAGUUAAGCGCCACACUAAGCCGUAAACGGUUGGUGCAUGGUACUGUUUUAAAUUAAGAGGAAUACAAUCUCGAUGUCUUCACUUUUUUUUCCGGCCAUUUACCCCUCAUUAUCAGCUAGUCAAACUUUCCAUUCGGGCUGUUAAACUCCUACGGUAUCUCAGCAAUUCUGAAUGACAGGGACUCUCUAUAGGGACUUUCUUUCGUUUAAUUCAAAUUUUGCCCACUUGUAACCAAAACUCAUAGCUUCAAGUGGUAGCACUUAUCGUACAGUUAUCUGCAAUUUUCCCUUGAUCCUCUCCUCAUCCAAGCUAUCCUUAGUGGUUAACUUCAGUCUUUGAAUUAUUUUUCAGGUGGCAGAAUGGUUCUUGUUCAGUUUGCAGUUGACGGUGAAGGACAAUACCUUGGGACAACGAAGAACACACCAGCCUCCAUGCAUCACACAAUGAAAGAUUUGUGGAAACUAUUAGUUCACGAUGGAGUCAUAACACAGGUCAGAACCAAAAGUGCCUCUUUCCCUCCUCUCUCUUCCCCCCUCUCCCCCCCCCCCCACCCACACACACCCUCAACACCUCAACAUGACAAGUGUGGUAUUACAGGGACCCCUGGUCCUCUCGAGCGGCACAAUUUCUACUGGCCGCAGAAAGUGGGCCCUUUUGUGUAACUAUCUCGCUUCGCACUAUUGGCUAUUUUCAGGUUCUCGGAUUUCAGGGGUGCGAUAGCGCUUCCAUUUUUAAAUGGUACAAAAACAACUGUGGUAGUAUUCUAAGUUGUCAUGAGAAACUGUCCGAUUUUAUCUCUAAGAAAGCACUUUUAACUGCUGUCUUUGUGAUGCCGUUUUGGCUUUCCCUUCCGCGGAGUUUUACCCAACUUUAUAAUCGACGUGAUUUUGUUCCCAAAUUCUAAAGGCUCCUCGGUAAUUAUUUCAGCCACUGUCAGGCUUUAGAGGUCAAUUAUUCCAUCCACCGAAACAGAUGGACUUUACUAUGUUUGAGGGAAAAAUAUCAUUGAUUUCUUGAUAAAUGUUACGUAUUGGUGACCGAAAUGCAAAAGGUAUUUUCGGUCUUGUAGUGAAUUUUAAACACUAAGUAAUUUAUAUUUAAUCACUUUGCAAUUAGGAAGAAUUCAACAAGACGACAUUUGUCAACUAUUACCGCACAGUAAAUGAGUUUAAAAAACCAUUUGAAUCCGCGGACUCGCCCGUUCGAAAAGCUGGUUUGUCUCUCGUCUCCAUAGAAACCAAAGUGGUACCCUGCCCUUACCGAGAAAAAUGGCUCAAGAACGGUGGUGAUCCUAAAGCGCACGCACGUUGGUUCAUUCCCACGACAAGGACUUGGAGCAAUGCGACAUUUACGUCUGGUAAGACGUCAUUUUUC
Pocillopora meandrina is the source of this 2285-nucleotide messenger RNA. NCBI's taxonomy places the organism in Eukaryota, Metazoa, Cnidaria, Anthozoa, Scleractinia, Pocilloporidae. The record is from the annotation of a GenBank genome assembly.